Symbiodinium necroappetens is the source of this 711-nucleotide messenger RNA. The record is from the annotation of a GenBank genome assembly. Lineage: Eukaryota; Dinophyceae; Suessiales; Symbiodiniaceae.
AUGGCGUGGGUCGUGAAGAGCAAGUUCACUUUCAUCGAGGUGGCAGAGCGCACGCCUUUGCCGACCCGCCCGAGAAGCGUUCCACCGAGAUUGAAGGUCGAAGUUGAGAGCACCCAGGACAGGUACCUCGCAGAGGUGUUGGGGCACGCAGCAAAUUUGCAACCAUUGCCAGCAGUUCCAGCUACGACGCAACCUUCUCCACCGCCCGCUGCCGAAGUGACCGAGACAGCAGUUCCAGAACCAAUUGCUGCUGAACAUAUUCCCGGCAGCCUAGGUCAUCCAGAAUUUUGCCGCAGGCCUUGCGUACUCUUCGCGCGUGGGAACUGUCAAGCUGGUUGGGAUUGUCUCUACUGCCAUCAUGCAGAGCAUCGCGACACGUUUCGCCCGACCAAGCGUCUUCGGGAGAAAUUGGAUCGAUUGACCGUUCCAAGCAAGUUGCUCCUCUUGCGCAAUUGCUUAGAGGUCAAAGCGGCCACAAUGCCGCACGAGCUUCCUUCUAUUCAAGCUCUGCGCAACGUGAUUGAAGACGCGUGGGCCAAUGCAGACCAGCAGGCAGCCGCGGAUGUGCGCUCCCUCCAGACACAGCUGUCCGCUCUGCCUAUUAGUGUCUUGCUCGGCAACCAGGUGAUCGGUAGCUUUAGUCCCGAGCUUUACAACUCCAUUCAGGAGCAGCUUUAUUUGCUCAAGUGGGCCAGGACAGCGCCUUUGUGA